Messenger RNA from Xenopus tropicalis (tropical clawed frog), 924 nucleotides. Its product is annotated as murinoglobulin-2-like. The record is from RefSeq and is a predicted model, not a curated record. The transcript has 6 exons. NCBI's taxonomy places the organism in Eukaryota, Metazoa, Chordata, Amphibia, Anura, Pipidae. Bases 149 to 508 code for a protein of 119 amino acids. Gene Ontology annotation, cellular component: extracellular region.
AACCUAACGCCAAUCACAAUGUGGUCAUCAAGAGCGGAAAUGGACAAGUUGGACAACUGACACUGAAUCAAACUAACAGGCUCUUAGUACAGAGACAGCCACUCCCCGCAGUCCCUGGGCAAUAUGCCAUUGAUGUCAGUGGCACAGGAUGCUGUUUGGUGCAGAGUACUGUGCAAUUCAACAUCCCGGUGCCAAAAGACAAUUCUGCUUUCUCUGUGUCUGUAACAUCCUCCGGAAACUGCCUGAAUGGAGUCGCAUUUGUUAUUGGUCUCACCGUCACCCUAAGCUGGAGAAUGAAAAAUUGAUUUCCAGAUACGAACUGAAGAACAAUCAUGUUUUCCUGUAUUUAAGCUCUGUUUCCAGCAAGACAGUUGAGCUCCCUUUGAAGAUGGAGAUGGGUAACCGGGUGCUGAAUGUGGCGCCCAGCUCUGUUUAUGCUUACGACUAUUACGACACAGAUCAAAAUGGCUAUGCGGCAUACAGUCACCCCUGCUCAGGGGGGCAAUAAAGAAAUAUUGCUGCCCCCCCCCCCCCAUGUUAGAACAGAUGUAAUUCCCAACCUCACACUCCUUGUGCUCAACAAUUCCCAUCUGAUUUGUCUUUAUACCCAUGGAGAAUGAGGCUACUCCCGGCCCGGCCUAUAAGGAAGCAUUACAUUUCCUGCUUUUUAUAUCAGUUAUUCCCAUUGGCUCAUCUCCCAUUCCUUUGCCUUUAACUAGCACUCUUUAUAUACACGGGCUGAGCCAAAGUGCACUGAGACCUCUGCAGAACCAGGUUUACUCCUAUGGGUUCCUGUUCUUUACAUCACAAUUCACUAAGUAUAUUGGGGAUACUCCCUUUGUACUCGGCACUCUGUCGGCUGCUCCACUUCUGGUUGUGUAAACAUCUUAAUUAAACAGAUAAUAAAGUCAUGUUCACACCCUU